UCAGCGCUCAGUCUGUGUGUGCGUGUGGUUGAGCGCGCGACGGAGGAACCUGCUGUAAGCUAGCUCCUGCCAUAUUUCACAACUAGCGACAUUUUUUUUUUUUACAUUUUGUUUUUUAUUUUUUUUUAUCAACCACUGCUUUUUCACAACAUUCAUACACGGGACUCAGCGGAAGACAUUGGAUUUAAUCUUAAGAAAGGUUAUAUAUCGAACUGAGGACAUCCGCCGCCUCCGGAGUCCAAAAGGGGGGGAAGACGACGUUGGAUAUUUUCCCCACUUUUCGAUGGCGACUUUUACAAGUGAAGGAUACUACUGCGGCUUUUGUGUGGAUAUUACGAUUUAACCCGUGCGAGAGGGAGAACGCGGGGAAUAUCCGUGGAGACAAAGGUGUGUAAGGAGGAGAAGCUUCGAUGUCCGUGGAUUGAGCGCCUCGUCGCAUCCGCUAACGGUGCUUUGUCCUCCGCCAUCCUGUGCGACCUGGGGAAGGGGGUGGUGGCGGCGGUGGUGAUUUACUACACCUGGAUUACUUUAAGGAAAAAAUAAGACUUUUCCCCAGCGUGAAGGACCCGAUAUGUAUCCACAAGGCCGUCAUCCGGCACCUCACCAGCCAGGGCAGCCGGGCUUCAAAUUCACAGUGGCAGAGUCAUGUGACAGAAUCAAAGACGAAUUUCAGUUCCUGCAAGCUCAGUAUCACAGUCUUAAAGUGGAGUACGACAAAUUGGCCAAUGAAAAGACAGAGAUGCAGCGCCACUACGUCAUGUACUAUGAGAUGUCCUACGGGCUCAACAUUGAAAUGCACAAACAGACUGAAAUUGCCAAACGCCUCAACGCAAUCCUCGCUCAGAUCAUGCCAUUCUUGUCACAAGAGCAUCAACAGCAGGUGGCUCAGGCUGUUGAGCGGGCCAAACAGGUGACAAUGACUGAGCUGAAUGCGAUCAUCGGGGUACGUGGACUUCCCAAUCUGCCUCUCACUCAGCAGCAAUUGCAGGCGCAGCACCUCUCCCACGCAGCCCAUGGACCCCCUGUGCAGCUACCCCCGCACCCCUCGGGUUUGCAGCCACCUGGCCUGCCUACUGUGACUGGUGCUGGCUCUGGCCUGCUGGCGCUUGGUGCUCUCGGCAGCCAGGCUCACCUGCCUGUAAAGGAUGAGAAGAACCAUCACGACCUGGAGCACAGAGGCCCCUCAUCUUUUCACUCACCUUUGGCUAUUGCUCUGAAAGAACGUGAGUCCAGCACGAAUAAUUCUGUGUCACCGUCGGACAGCUUGCGGGCAGCAAGUGAGAAGCACCGUGGCUCGUCAGAUUAUGGACUUGAUCCCAAGAAACGCAAGGUGGAUGACAAGGACAGCAUGAGCAGAUAUGACAGUGACGGUGACAAAAGCGAUGACUUAGUGGUGGAUGUUUCCAAUGAGGAUCCAGCCACCCCUCGGGCGAGCCCCGCUCACUCUCCCCCAGAAAACGGACUGGACAAAUCACGGCUCCUCAAAAAGGACGCAGCACCCAACAGCCCUGCCUCUGUCGCAUCCUCGGGCAGCACACCAUCCUCCAAAGCAAAGGACCACGCCCAUAUGGCUAAUGACAAGUCAUCAACACCGAGCCUGAAAUCCAACACACCUACGCCCAGGAAUGAGGCGCCCACACCAGGAACGAGCACCACUCCUGGACUGAGGCCUCUGACAAUGGGCAAACCUCCUGGAAUGGAAGCAUUAGCUGCCCCUGCCCUUCGCACACCGCUGUCUAUUGCAGGUUCCUACGCCACCCCAUUUGCGAUGAUGGGUCAUCAUGAAAUGAAUGGAUCCCUGACCAAUGCGGGUGUCUACCCUGGCCUUAUUUCACCUCAGAUGAGCGUGGCUGCUGCAGCUGCUGCUUAUGGACGCUCACCAAUUGCGGGGUUUGACCCUCAUCCCCACAUGAGAGCUCCAGGCCUCCCAACUAGCCUCACUUCCAUGUCAGGAGGAAAGCCGGCUUAUUCUUUUCAUGUGAGUGCAGACGGUCAGAUGCAGCCUGUGCCCUUCCCUCCAGAUGCACUUAUAGGCCCAGGCAUCCCACGCCACGCUCGUCAGAUCAACACGCUGAGUCACGGGGAAGUUGUGUGCGCUGUCACCAUCAGCAACCCCACACGUCACGUCUACACGGGCGGCAAGGGCUGUGUGAAGAUCUGGGACAUCAGCCAACCGGGCAGCAAGAGCCCUGUGUCCCAACUCGACUGUCUGAACCGGGACAAUUACAUCCGCUCUUGCAAGCUGUUGCCUGACGGCCGCACCCUGAUCGUGGGUGGCGAGGCCAGCACGCUGACCAUCUGGGACUUGGCAUCACAGACGCCACGCAUUAAGGCGGAGCUUACCUCCUCUGCCCCAGCCUGCUACGCACUGGCGAUAAGUCCCGAUGCCAAGGUCUGCUUCUCCUGCUGCUCCGAUGGAAACAUAGCUGUGUGGGACCUCCAUAAUCAGACCCUUGUUAGGCAGUUCCAGGGCCACACAGAUGGAGCCAGCUGUAUUGACAUUUCCCAUGAUGGGACCAAGCUCUGGACUGGAGGCUUGGACAACACAGUCCGCUCCUGGGAUUUGAGAGAAGGACGGCAGCUCCAGCAACACGACUUUACCUCACAGAUCUUCUCUCUAGGCUACUGUCCCACUGGAGAAUGGCUGGCUGUGGGCAUGGAGAGCAGCAAUGUGGAAGUGUUGCACCACACCAAGCCUGACAAGUACCAGUUACAUCUGCACGAAAGCUGUGUCCUCUCGCUCAAGUUUGCCUACUGUGGAAAAUGGUUUGUGAGCACAGGGAAGGACAACCUGCUGAACGCAUGGAGGACUCCCUAUGGAGCCAGCAUAUUCCAGUCCAAGGAGUCGUCCUCUGUCCUGAGCUGUGACAUCUCAGCGGAUGACAAAUACAUCGUGACAGGUUCUGGUGACAAGAAGGCCACAGUGUACGAGGUCAUCUACUAGACCGUCCUCGUGGCCCCUCGCCCCGCCGUCCACCUGCAAGGUGGAAGACAUCAGGAAGUGACGAUACGCCCUCGGAUAUGUCCACUGCAGGGGAGAUGUUUUUUUUACAACGUGGGUUCACGUUUUUUGGCAUUUUUCCAAAUGUUUUCUUUGUAUUUUUGCCCAGUGAAGCAGCGCUUCACCACUGAGGACCGCCGUCCACAGACGUCUUGUGAAAAGUGUACAUAUCGGAUUAAAUAGACAUUUUCUAUAAAUAUUAUAAAUAUAUAUAUUUUCAUGUCCUGAGUGUACUUGUGGUAGGUUUGCUUUGGCUCCCGCUCUGUGAGAACAUAUCUGGGUGGGGUAGCAAAUCAUAGAUGACAACUUUUGAACUGAUUUUUCCUUGAAGCACAUUGUGUGGGCUGAUUGUCUCAACACACUGCAAAGUGGGGGACAUUGCGGAACAUUUAAAUGGCCUUUCAUCUCGGUGAUAAUGUGGGCUUUUGAUUCAGCCAGGCCAACCACUCAUUUGUGCCACUGUGGGGACCCAGCAAGACACUGAUACAAUUUGUUGUAAAUGUCAUUCAUAUGUGUAUAUAAGAUUUUUUUUUAUUGUGUAAUGCUCUGUCUGUGCUAGCUGUCUCCUUUUUUUUUUCUUUUCUUUGGAAGACUUGUUUUUUGGGAGACGUUUAAUGUUUAGCCCAACCCUUUGGACCUCAGUUGGCAGCAGAAGCACUGCAGCAGGCAUGAACUUAAUGACAAUGUGCUUUUACGUAAUGGGGGACACCGAAAUGCACCAUUGAUUUCUUAACUACGGGCAAACGUCAGUCCAUUCUAAACCAAUGGAAACAUUCUGCCCUUUCGUGUCUUAUCGAUAUUCCUGGAAUGUGUUGGGCCGCUCGUGGCUGGCAGGCCGGUGUGACGUGGAAUGACGCCUGCCUCUCCUCAGAAACCUGUGGGAGAAAUGCAGACAAAUACACAAGAGACUGAAUCUAGUGUUGCUCAUGUUGAAGACUGGAGUGAGUCAUUCUGUUUUGUUUUUCUACAUGACAAAAUUAGCCUUUUUCCACAGAAAACAAAAAGGGGUUUGUGUCCCACUGUGUUACACCAAAGUAUGUAGCAAAAGCUGUCAGCACUGGGAAGAAUUGUAAAAUUGUUAAUAAAUCAAGA
Entelurus aequoreus (snake pipefish) is the source of this 4093-nucleotide messenger RNA. It is a transcript of the gene tle3b, whose product is annotated as TLE family member 3, transcriptional corepressor b. The record is from RefSeq and is a predicted model, not a curated record. Lineage: Eukaryota; Metazoa; Chordata; Actinopteri; Syngnathiformes; Syngnathidae. Gene Ontology annotation, biological process: negative regulation of canonical Wnt signaling pathway; regulation of DNA-templated transcription. The transcript has 21 exons. Bases 572 to 2944 code for a protein of 790 amino acids. Gene Ontology annotation, molecular function: protein binding; transcription corepressor activity. Gene Ontology annotation, cellular component: nucleus; transcription regulator complex.